AUGGAGCACCCGCCACAGCGUAGUCCGGUCGAGAACGGUAAUCCACUGUACGACCCCGCAUAUGAUACAAAUCUCUUCGACCUCUUGGUCGUCAUGCUAGUCAUCUCGGAUGCUAAUUUGUGCUCGGCAUGCCGGGAUAAACUGCUGGUCGAGCUCCGCGAGACGUCCGUGUGUGCAAUGGGCGACUUGGACGAGAAGCACGUCGACCCGGCCACGGCCCCGUCUCGAAUCAUCAACCUUGUCAUCAGCCACGUCUCGGCCGAUCAUGACGAAGGCGAAUACAAACACAGUGUCAAGAUCGUGACGACGGCGUUUCCCACCCCCGUCUCCAUCCGCAAGGCCCGGCUCAUCAAAGAGGUGCACGACCCGACCUGGUAUCCCGCGCUCGUCGAGCGCUUCGUUGACCAGUUCGCCCGCACCACCCAGCCCGACGGCUUGACGCCCUUGCAGGCCAAGCUCUGGUACGUCCUGGCCAGCCGCUUCACCAGGUCCGACGUGCAGAACGACAGGCCCCCUUUGGAGUACGCUUACAACUGGUUGCAGCUGCUGAACUUGAUGCAAGACACUGACCGCUGCUGCUGGCCCGUUGCCAAGGAGCCGUACCACACCGGUAACAAGCAUGAGGUGACGUUCGACGUCUUUUGCCGCGCCAUCAGCAACAUCGACCAAGGGGGCGACCUGGACUGUGCCCUGCUGGAUGGGCUGAAGACCUAUAGACAUGUGCUGCGGGAUGAAGUGAGCGACCCCGACGACUGGCUCGAGAUGCUGCCGCUGCUGUGGCAGGUGCCGCCCGUCGUGUACGCGCGCCGGCGCGUCGCCGAGAACCUCAACCGCACGGACCCCAGCAUGUUUGCCGAGUUGACGGCGCCCUGGCGCCGGCACCUGGCGAGUGGUAGCAGGCCCUGGGGCUCGCUGAUCCUGCCGGAACCUGGCGACAUGCCGCUCUCGCCGCCCAACAGCUUCACCGAGUGGUCGGCCCGCCGCGACGCCCAGCAGCUGUUUGACAGUCUAUUCGCCCGCAUGUUCCUAGACAACCUGAGCGGGCCGGAGCAGCCCAACGAGCCGUGGAUCCGGGUCUACGCGGGAGAAGAGCGCGAGCCGGAUGAGGAGCUGGAUGACGAGGGUGUUUAG
Messenger RNA from Lasiosphaeria miniovina, 1131 nucleotides. RefSeq lists its product as uncharacterized. NCBI's taxonomy places the organism in Eukaryota, Fungi, Ascomycota, Sordariomycetes, Sordariales, Lasiosphaeriaceae. Bases 1 to 1131 code for a protein of 376 amino acids. The record is from RefSeq and is a predicted model, not a curated record. The transcript has a single exon.